Molecule: messenger RNA, 2817 nt
Organism: Hipposideros armiger (great roundleaf bat)
Lineage: Eukaryota; Metazoa; Chordata; Mammalia; Chiroptera; Hipposideridae
Gene: DCAF11
Product: DDB1 and CUL4 associated factor 11
Exons: 16
Coding region: 448-2088 (546 amino acids)
Biological process (GO): proteasome-mediated ubiquitin-dependent protein catabolic process
Cellular component (GO): Cul4-RING E3 ubiquitin ligase complex
Molecular function (GO): protein binding
Source: RefSeq, a predicted model, not a curated record
UCUCGCGCGGGGCGGUAACCGCGGGUUUCAGUGGGAGGGGCUUCUCGGCCUCUUCCUGGCCUCCCCACCUUGGCGUACACACCCCCGGCACACCACGUGGGCGUGAGGCAAGGAAGGAGGGGGUGUUAGGCCGAAUUCUAACGUCAUUGGUUGUCGCUGCUGCCGGCUUUCGCAAGGGAGCACUCUGAUUGGUCGGGGUUUUGAUUGGUCGGCCAGAGAGGUUACCUGGGAAUUACCCCCCCCACCCCGGGACUUUGAUAGGAUUUGGGAAGGUUUGCGUUCCCGAAGCCUUGCGAGUUGUCACAGGCUAAAGAGAAGGGAUCUCCGAGAGAUAGCAACCCCUAUCUCAGGAAACCCUAGUAUUUCUAGAGCAGGCUUUGCUUUCACCAAACCCAAGGAGGCGACAAGGAAUCCCUGUACAGGACUUAAGGAUGCUGUGACCAGAAGAUGGGAUCACGGAACAGCAGCAGUGCAGGAGCUGGGUCUGGAGACCCCUCUGAGGGCUUGCCCCGAAGAGGGGCUGGCCUGCGUCGGAGUGAGGAAGAGGAAGAGGAGGAUGAAGAUGUGGAUCUGGCCCAGGUACUGGCCUAUCUCCUCCGCAGAGGCCAAGUGAGGUUGGUCCAGGGAGGAGGUGCAGCAAAUUUACAACUAAUCCAGGCCCUCUCGGACUCGGAGGAAGAGCAUGACAGUGCCUGGGAUGGUCGCCUCGGGGACCGGUACAACCCACCCGAGGAUGCAACCCCUGACACCCGGGAGCUGGAAUGCAAUGAGAUCAAGACACAAGUGGAAUUGGCCACAGGGCGGCUGGGGCUUAAGCGGGCAGCCCGGGAGCACAGCUUUCCUCAAAUGCUGUACAAGAGAGAACGGGGCCUCUGCCACCGGGGAAGCUUCUCCCUUGGAGAACGGUCUCAAGUGAUGUCUCACUUCUUACCCAAUCACCUGGCCUUCACUGAUACCUACUCUCAGAAGGCUUUCUGUGGCAUCUACAGCAAAGAUGGUCAAAUCUUCAUGUCUGCUUGCCAAGACCAGACAAUCCGAUUGUAUGACUGCCGGUAUGGCCGCUUUCAUAAAUUCAAGAGCAUCAAGGCCCGGGAUGUAGGCUGGAGCAUCCUGGAUGUGGCCUUCACCCCUGAUGGGAACCACUUUCUAUACUCCAGCUGGUCUGAUUAUAUUCAUAUCUGCAACAUCUACGGGGAGGGAGACACACACACUGCCCUGGAUCUAAGGCCAGAUGAACGUCGCUUUGCUGUCUUCUCCAUUGCAGUCUCCUCAGACGGACGAGAAGUGCUAGGAGGGGCCAAUGAUGGCUGCCUAUAUGUUUUUGAUCGAGAGCAGAACCGGCGCACCCUUCAGAUUGAGUCCCAUGAGGAUGAUGUGAAUGCAGUGGCCUUUGCUGACAUAAGCUCCCAAAUCCUGUUCUCCGGGGGUGACGAUGCCAUCUGCAAAGUGUGGGAUCGACGGACCAUGCGGGAAGAUGACCCCAAGCCUGUGGGUGCACUAGCCGGACACCAGGAUGGCAUCACCUUUAUCGACAGCAAGGGUGAUGCCCGGUAUCUCAUCUCCAACUCCAAAGACCAGACCAUCAAGCUCUGGGAUAUCCGACGUUUUUCCAGCCGGGAAGGCAUGGAAGCCUCACGCCAGGCUGCCACACAGCAAAACUGGGACUACCGCUGGCAGCAGGUGCCCAAAAAAGCCUGGCGAAAGCUGAAGCUCCCAGGGGACAGCUCCUUGAUGACCUACCGAGGCCAUGGGGUGCUGCACACCCUCAUCCGCUGCCGAUUCUCCCCCACCCAUAGCACUGGCCAGCAGUUCAUCUACAGUGGCUGUUCCACUGGCAAAGUUGUCGUGUACAACCUCCUGAAUGGCCACAUUGUGAAGAAGCUCACCAACCACAAGGCCUGUGUGCGUGAUGUCAGUUGGCACCCCUUUGAGGAGAAGAUUGUCAGCAGUUCGUGGGAUGGGAACCUGCGUCUGUGGCAGUACCGCCAGGCUGAGUACUUCCAGGAUGACAUGCCAGAGUCUGAGGAACACCCCAGCGCCCCUGCCCCAGCGCCCCACCCCUCCACAGCCUUUUCCUCGCCCCAGUAGAUCUGACCUGACUGACCUCCAGCCCAUACAUGGCUGAGCCUCUUGAUAAGCUCUCUGCCUUCUCCUCCCUUUCCCCCUUCUGGGGGAUCUUUGGGAAAUCGCUGGCAUUCAGUGGAGAAAAACAGAAGCCCAGGCUUCCGGACCCUAACUGGGAAGAUUCUCCCCAUGGGUCGCCUCACGUGUUCAUGCCCAUUCGGCUUGGGUCUCUAUCUCUGGCCAGGUUCUGGCAGGACUCCCAUUAUCUGGGGUGUGGCCUUCGUCAGCAGGAGAACUGUCCUGAGUGUUUUUAAUCAUGUUUGGAUAUAGGUGUUAGGUUCUAGAUUAGAUUCCUGAGGUGGGUCUGAACUGAGCUAUCAGCCAGGCCCAUUGCCCAGGCCUUUACAUUAAGCAUUAGACUGGCCAGUCAGAGGGCCAGGCAUCCUGGCCUUUCUUCCAGAGGUUCUGAUGGCUAGAGCUCUAGCCCUUUAGGGGAGGGUGGGAUGGGUAAGGUGUGUCCUUAGCACCCUCCUGGGGUGGGAAUUAUGCCUUCUGUCUCCUGUGUCUGGGUGUUUGGUAUAGGACAGGCUGUGGUGUGAGAGGUUCUGUGUGGCCCCACACAGGACAGGCCCUCCCCUCCCAGAGUAUUCCAUCUUGCUAGAGGCCAGCAGCUUCAGAGAGGAUUGUUGAAGUAGGACUCCUUUGUCCUCUUACUGGCUUUGGCUCCCUCAAUAAACUUUCUGUGGGAAUCUG